CCUUGAACUACAAAUCCCAGCAAACCCCGCGGCUUCGGCAUCCAGCCCUGAUGAACUACAAGUUCCGGGCCACAUCAAGAGCGUGUUCAACUGAGCAGUCUUGGGCGUGGUGGCUAGGGUAGUUGCUAUGGGGUUGCGCUGAGUAACUCUUCAGGUAGUGAGACGCUGAAGCCGGAGGGGAUGUUUCCAUUUUAACAGGGAACAACCCCUGAACCCAAAGGAAUGAAUCCCUCAUGAUGGCGUUUCAGGCCUCAGUGACAGGCUGAAGCCAGACUCCCAGGGCCCAUGCUUCCACCUGAUGAAUGAUGGCCUGAACUAUGAACAAAAGUGGCUACAUGAACACUUCGGUGCAGGAGCCUCCUCUUGACUACUCCUUCAGAAGCAUCCAAAUGGUCCAAGGAACUUCUAACACACCAAACCCAAGCCUGGACUCAUCACUUUUCCAAUCCAAUUCUCCCAAAAUUCUUCAUCAGCUAAAGGACCUGAACAAAAAGCUAGAUCUGGUGACCGAGGAGCCAAGGACAGGUCUACGACCGGUGAGGUACUCAAAGUCAGGAAAGUCACUGACCCAGUCCCUGUGGAUCAACAACAAUGCCCUCAAUGAUCUGAAAGACUUUAACCAGGUGGUUUCACAGCUUCUGCAGCAUCCAGAGAAUCUGGCCUGGAUUGACCUCUCCUUCAAUGACCUGAUCACCAUUGACCCUGUCCUAACAACAUUCUUCAACCUAAGUGUCCUCUACCUUCACGGCAACAGCAUCCAUCGGCUAGGGGAGGUGAAUAAACUAGCUGCCCUCCCUCGUCUCCGGAGCCUGACCCUCCAUGGGAACCCCAUAGAGGAAGAAAAGGGGUACAGCCCAAGUCUUCCCCACAGGCAGUACGUGCUGUGCAACCUGCCCCAUCUCACCACGUUUGACUUCAGUGGAGUCACCAAGGCUGACCGAAGCACAGCUGAAGUCUGGAAACGAAUGAAUAUCAAGCCCAAGAAGGUCCGGGUCAAGCACGAUGUCCUCUGAGACUCACAGGACCCCAGCACACCUAAUGCCCUGAGGAUGGUCAGCUUGGUUUGACAAUAAAUGAUUUGAGCUGUUGAACAGAU
Mastomys coucha (southern multimammate mouse) is the source of this 1096-nucleotide messenger RNA. Its product is annotated as leucine-rich repeat-containing protein 51. The record is from RefSeq and is a predicted model, not a curated record. Lineage: Eukaryota; Metazoa; Chordata; Mammalia; Rodentia; Muridae. Gene Ontology annotation, molecular function: protein binding. The coding region runs from base 318 to 1013 and encodes 231 amino acids. The transcript is spliced from 7 exons.